Molecule: messenger RNA, 1624 nt
Organism: Podarcis muralis (Common wall lizard)
Lineage: Eukaryota; Metazoa; Chordata; Lepidosauria; Squamata; Lacertidae
Source: RefSeq, a predicted model, not a curated record
AUGAACAUGUUCACCAUCAGUGAUGUGAGCAAUAAGGAUGCAGGAAGAUACAGCUGCAGUUACACCUCAGUGAGGCAACCAUAUCUCCUGUCUGAGCCAAGUAACCCUGUGAAGUUGUUGUUAACAGAUCCACAGUUACACAGACCUACCAUCUCCAUCUCACCAACGAGGCCUUUGAAGGUUGGGGAAAAUAUCACAAUCACGUGUGCCUUUCCAGAGACACAUGCCUUGGUCUAUCUCCAUAAGGCUGGAGAGUCAACAAAAAUGGUCCAGGAUUCCAAUGCACAUGUGACCGAAUUUUACCUCAGGAAAAUUACUUUGGAGGACAAAGGAAACUAUUGCUGCAGCUGGGCACAAUCAAGAAGUCCAUUUCUGGUGUCAAAAUGCAGCAAUUGGGUGGAGCUUUCGGUAUCAGAUGAUGCUCCAAUCAGUCCAGAUCUCUCGGUAACAUAUCUGGUUCUGCUCUUUCUCUUUCUGUCAGCUGGGGCCUUUCUUUGUUACAAAAUAGGAGCAUUGAGAUCCUCCUUCCUGCUCCCAAAAUCUAGAGGAAAUGUCACCAUCCUUUGUGAGGCACCCACCACCGAAGGGCUGACUUUCUACCUGAAAAAAGGUCAUCAGACGAUAGCCAGUCCGAGACCAGGAGACAAAGGAUUGGCUCAUUUCCCCAUCACUAAUGCGAGCUCAAAGGAUGGAGGAAUGUACACCUGUUUCUAUUACAAUUCAAGCAAGUCUAGUUCAGAAUACAGUGAACCACUGGAGUUGCUGAUAACAGAUCUCGAGCUACCGAAGCCAAAUAUCACCCUUUACCCAAAGAAGCUGAUUUACCUGGGAAGUAAUGUGUCUAUUCAGUGCUCAUUCAAAGAGGCAACCCAACGUCCAAUCCAAAAGUUCUAUCUCCAUACUGAUGCAGAUAAGAUGAAACCACAUUCUGUGAAACCAGAUGGAGACACAGCCACAUUUAACAUUAUAGAAGCGCAAGAGCAUCAUGCAGGCAAAUAUCGCUGCAACUACAGAGCACCUUCAGGGGAUUUUAUCUCCUCCAAGUCCAGUGAUGAUUUGGAGUUGUUUGUCAUAGGUAAGGGUUCUGAUUCACUGUCUCCAAGACAAAUAUAGUGAUCCAGCUUGCUGGAUGUUUGUACUCUAGCCUUAGAGUACCUGGACUAUGUAGAGCAGUGUUGGGAGACCUGUACUCCUUCCCCUUGAUGUUGCUGGACUAUAAGUCCCAUCAUCCUCUGACCAUUGGUUAUACUUGCAGAGGCCAAUGGGAGCUGGAGUCCAAGGACAUUUGGAGAGUCACAUAAGUAAAGGGGAUGAAAAAGGCCUUCCUAUUUCUUCUCAUGUUUCCCACCAAAUUCCUGGUUUACAGCAUCAUAGCUGCUUCGAUUAGUGAACGUCCAUCUUGAUUCUAGAGAGUGUUGGAGCUUGGGUAGAGUUGGGUAGAUGUCUUUCCAGGCUGAACGACAACAUGGAGUGUUUCCCUUUCCAUUAUGCACCCUUCCACCACACAAAAUCGCAUGGUGUAAACAAUCCACCGCAAAGAUGGAGAGCCCUUCAUUAACCAACUUCUCCCUUCUUACAGAUCCCUACUUUCCUAGACCCAUUAUCUCUCUGGGCCCCACUGAGC